AUGGGUGUCAUCCACGCCCGCCGAGAGUGUGGGUAUAAUAGCUGGGGCGAUUGGGUUUGCAGACCAAGUAGCUGGUAUGACUGGGGUCGUUGGGUAGCGUUUGCCGUCAUUGUUGGUUGUGCUUUUAUCAUAUUCUUUCUUUUUGCAUGCCAUAACGCUCGCCGCCGUCGCACUCGCGGCCUUCAACCUCAUCCGGGCACGGCAUGGCUUGCUGGCCCGCCUCCCUACGGACAACAACAUCAACAACAUCCUUACUAUGCCGACCCUCAUUAUCAGCAACAGCCACCACCUCAGUAUACUCCCCAACCGCAAACAUAUGGCUACUUUGGAGGACAGCAAACGGGCAUUGAGUUGCAGUCGCCGCCGAAUGCGUAUCACAACGGACCCGAUCGGGCCUACCAGCCACCACCGGGCCCUCCACCAAAUGGCAGGAAAGUAUAA
This is a messenger RNA of Aspergillus oryzae RIB40, 441 nucleotides long. Its product is annotated as resistance to Congo red protein. The record is from RefSeq and is a predicted model, not a curated record. Bases 1 to 441 code for a protein of 146 amino acids. Gene Ontology annotation, cellular component: intracellular membrane-bounded organelle. Lineage: Eukaryota; Fungi; Ascomycota; Eurotiomycetes; Eurotiales; Aspergillaceae. The transcript has 3 exons. Gene Ontology annotation, biological process: vesicle-mediated transport.